Oppiella nova is the source of this 747-nucleotide messenger RNA. Lineage: Eukaryota; Metazoa; Arthropoda; Arachnida; Sarcoptiformes; Oppiidae. The record is from the annotation of a GenBank genome assembly.
AUGCCAGCGCUUACAAGUCCGACAGACACUCCAUCGCCUCCUAAUAACAAUUGGAUGAGUGUUUCGCCAAAUCUCUGUUCAAUCCACUCCUCAUACGAGCGUCAAUUCAUAAGCGAUACCAACACUUAUACCUUUCCGAGUCAUAUGAAUACUAUAUCUCCACCGCUUCAACAAAAGCCUUCAAUCGGUCACAACUACUUCCAGUCAGAACCCGAGUCAUUGUCUAAUCAAUCGGAACCUCAAUCCAUAACUCCAACACUUAUCACCUCCAAUAAGUCCGCUGCCAAGAAAAAGAAGGCCACAAAGACGACAUAUAAGCACAUCCCUCAUCGUGAGAAACCCAUACAUUUGGUGGCGCGAAGGAAUGCCCGCGAGAGACGGCGUGUGCAGGCAGUGAACAGCGCUUUCGUAAGAUUAAGGAAAUGCGUGCCCAUUGAGAACCGCAACAAACGACUGUCCAAAGUGAAGACAUUGCAUCGCGCCAUUGAAUACAUCGCUUCCCUUCAGGACCUCAUACGAGAGGCUGACCAACAAGAAGGUAGUGUUGCCGACGAAUCCAAUGAGCAGUUCAAUGGAUUCAUUAAAUCUGAGAUCGAGUGCACAGAAAAAAAGUUUAAUAAAGAGAAUAGAAUUGGAGAUCAGAAAUGGAUUGAAACGGAUUUCAGCAAUUUUUCCGAUUCUGCUAUACCCGUCUGUAUGAUCCGUAAUGUAGUGUACGGUAUAGAGCGCUGUCAAGUGAGCAGCUGA